Gopherus flavomarginatus (Mexican gopher tortoise) is the source of this 1137-nucleotide messenger RNA. RefSeq lists its product as uncharacterized. The coding region runs from base 1 to 1137 and encodes 378 amino acids. The transcript is spliced from 2 exons. Gene Ontology annotation, cellular component: cytosol. Gene Ontology annotation, molecular function: ribonucleoside-diphosphate reductase activity, thioredoxin disulfide as acceptor. NCBI's taxonomy places the organism in Eukaryota, Metazoa, Chordata, Testudines, Testudinidae. The record is from RefSeq and is a predicted model, not a curated record. Gene Ontology annotation, biological process: deoxyribonucleotide biosynthetic process.
AUGGCUUUUGUUCACUGCGGGUCUGAAGAGUGCACCAAAUCCGAACUAGACUUGUUUCAAAUAGCCCCUACGCAGACCAGCAUCGAGAAAAGCAUUUACAUCGAGGUGCCACCUCUAUCGGCCGUUACGGAGUCUGCCCCCAUUGACUUUUUUAUAGCAGGGAAUGGCAUAGAUUAUAUGGAUUUAAACAACACGCUGCUUUACCUGUGUUGCAAGAUUGUAAAAGGAGACGGAACUGAACUUGCUGCGAACGCCGAAGUGGGCCUGGUGAAUUACCCCGUGGCCUCUAUUUUCAGUCAGUUGGAUGUUACGCUGGGACACCGCCUUGUAAGCCAAAGCAACAACUGUUACCCUUACAAGGCCUUUAUAGAAUCAGUGCUCAAUUACAGCGAUGACACCCUCGUCACGCAAUUUUCUGCCGGCCUGUUUUACAAAGACACUGCUGGACAACAUGAAAAAACAGAGUUGUAUGGAGAGAAUCUAGGGUUUGUGAAGCGUGCAAAGCUGACGGCCCAGAGCAGAAUGGUAGAGCUGCUGGGCCAUCUACACAGUGACCUGUUUUUUCAAGAAAAACUUUUGUUAAACGGAGUGGAUGUGAAAAUUAAACUGACACGCAGUAAAGAUGCCUUCUGUUUAAUGGGCAGUGCGGCUGAAGGCUUUAAACUGCGCAUUGUAUCAGCGUCUCUUUUUGUGAAGAAAGGAUUUGUGGAUAACGAUGCCUUUAGCGGCAGUUACACUAAAAAUCUCUUUCAUUUUAAACAUUACGAUAUUAAUUUUGUGGCCCUGUAUGUGGAUGGUGAACAGGUACCAACCAAGCCUCUGCAACCGGACUUCGAGGCAGGACGCUGUAUGAGAGAAUACAUGAAUCUGGUACAGACAGCUGGUAAACACAUGAAAGAUCGUUCUCUGUUAAUCGACCGUGAGGAGUUUGCACAGGGUUACACCUUGUUUGCCUUUGACCUGUCUCCCGAUCAGGAAUGCGCAGAUCACUAUUCCCUGAUUAAAACCGGGAACCUGAGAGCAGAAAUACGGUUUGGAAAGGCUUUAACCAUUACCGUCAAUAUGAUUGUAUAUGGGAGUUUUGACAAUGUCAUAGAAAUAAAUCAGAGAAGAAACGUUCUGUUUGACUAUAUGUGA